Molecule: messenger RNA, 934 nt
Organism: Electrophorus electricus (electric eel)
Lineage: Eukaryota; Metazoa; Chordata; Actinopteri; Gymnotiformes; Gymnotidae
Gene: pdcd5
Product: programmed cell death 5
Cellular component (GO): cytosol; nucleus
Molecular function (GO): DNA binding
Source: RefSeq, a predicted model, not a curated record
AUGUAGAAGGCUCGAUUACUCUGGUCGUGAUUAAUUCAGCCUGGCUAGCACCCACACAGUAAAACAUUAUUUGUGCAGAUCUUGAGCCGAGUUUCUUACAUUUUUAUUAUAACGAGUAUUAGAAAAUGGCUGAUGAGGAACUGGAAGCGAUUAGACGGCAACGUAUGGCGGAACUGCAGUCAAAUCAUGGGAACUCCUCCAAUAAUCAGCAAGAUCAACAGGAAGCCAAACAAAGAGAAACAGAAAUGAGAAACUCGAUAUUAGCUCAAGUCUUGGAUCAGUCAGCCCGGGCCAGAUUGAGUAAUCUGGCACUGGUAAAACCAGACAAAGCAAAAGCAGUUGAAAAUUACCUGAUACAGAUGGCACGCUUUGGUCAGCUUGGGGGAAAGAUCUCAGAGACGGGUUUGAUAGAGAUCCUUGAAAAAGUCAGUCAGCAAACAGAGAAAAAGACGACUGUCAAGUUUAACAGACGCCGCGUGAUGGAUUCAGAUGAAGAGGAUGAUGAUUGAGGACUGACACUGAUCAGCUUGCUGGCGAGAUAUGGGAGAUCUACUCUGGCUUUAGAAAAGCACCAGAGUCUGUAACCAAAGGUUCUGUCUGAAGAGAGUAUCCCAAGAUAGAGACUCUAGACCUUUGGGGACACAGGAACUUCUCAUCAUUGUUGUUUCUGUUGUAUCACAUUUUUCAUUAUGGUUCACCAGAUUUCUUUCUCUCUUUUUGUUUUUUUUUGUUGGGGGGGGGGGGGGGGGUUAACAAGACUACAAAUUGCAGUAAGAAUAUUGCUGCAAUUACAUUUUUACUAGAGACUGUAGUCAUUCUUAAUUAGCACCAAAAUGGAACAGGCCUCAUUCAUUUUUCAUCCCCAUUCUUCUUCUAAUAUGUAUGUGCAUCUGUUUACAUAAUAAAAAAAGAGCCUUAAACAACUUUUACCUAA